GAGAGGAGAGACAAGAAAUCAGAGAGUAUGAAGGUAGAGGAGUGUGGGUCGGAGGUGUAGAAGAUAGGGAGGAGGUGUGGGAGAAGAAGGGAGGCAAUCGGUGGGGGAGGAAGGAGGAGAGAAACUGCGGAGUUCAGUCACUUCCGCAAUCUGCACCAUGUGAGCUACCGGGACUGAAGUCUAUUUGCUCCUCUUUGGACCUCGCAUCCUACGGGAUAAAGCAGCAGCCCGCCAGAGCCGAGGCUUUCAUCCGCCAGAGGAAGCGAGAUCCAGCGAUAGAGAGAGGCCAGAGUCCGGGGAGGAGACAUCACAUUUCGGGGUCUCCCAGCGGCUGAAGGAACAGACAGUCCCCGAAAGAGAGCGCAGAUCAGCCGGGAAAAUGACUGCAGACGUGGCGGUGUCUCUGUCUUUGCUCGCAGGGAUCGUCGCGCUGAGCGACAUAACCCGCAAAUUGUUGUCCAGGGCCCUCGCGGACACCGGGCUCUCGGUGUACGCGGUGGAGCUCGUGUCCACCUUCCAGCUGUGCUGCUGCACGCACGAGCUUAAGCUGCUGUCCGAGGUGGGCGGGAUCGAGACUCGACUCGCGCUCACUUUGACGUACCUGGCGUCCGUGGUCCACGGGCUCACCUUCAGCGGGGCUAUCGGCAACCCCUCCGGGACGCUUGAGCAAGCUUACCGCGCGAGGUUCUCGGGCGGUUGCGCCCUGGCGCGGAUCGCGUGCCAGUUUGCUGCGGCCGCCGCUGCACAAGCCGCGGUGCCGGUGAUCUGGGGUAUUGGGUUGUCGGGACUGCACGUGCGACACAAGCUGCACGAUUACCGGUGCAUCAGCCCCAUUCAUGCUCCGCUGCCCGAGGCUGCAGCUGUGGAGCUCGCAUGCGCCUUUGCGGUUCAGACUGCUAUAACCCACACGCGAUCGGUGGAGGAGAAAUACCGCGUGCACGCGGUAGCUGCGGUCAUCGCAGCAGUGGUUUAUGCAGGUGGAAGCGUGACAGGAGCUGUGUUUAACCCUGCGUUGGCCUUCUCCACACAGUUUCGCUGCAGUGGAAACUCCUUCCUGGAGUAUUCUCUGGUCUACUGGCUGAGCCCGCUGCUGGGUAUGAUGAGCUCAGUGCUGCUGUUUGAUCAACUCAUCCCCCUGCUGUCGAUAAAAUCAUCGGCUCUCCAUCUCCCCCUGGAGACCAAGAAGAGGGCAUGAACAUCGCCGGCCUGGCAGCAUUUCAAACCCAGAGCAUAUGUGGGGAUGUUGUUACCGAUACACUGUUAACCCGCUGCUGAUUUCAGUCGCCACGAGUUAGAAAAAAAUUAACAGCACUGAUUUGCACUUUUUCUAAAGACUUCAAGAGCACACCUUAGAAGCUAGAAAAGAAAACUAAAUACUCGAAUUAUAGUGUUUUUGUAAGAUAGAUCUCCUAAAGAAGGCAUGCAGAAAUUGAUGGACCAUUUUUCUUGACUUUACGAGGUGGUUGGUAGAACACUAAAAGUCAUUGCGAUGUUUGAGUUCUUUUGAAAUUAAAACCUUUUAGGCACUUGAACACUUUGUUUUUUUUGGAUCACCACCUCAGAGCCAACAUCAACUGUUCCAAAUGCACACUGUAAAUGUCAAAUGUCUGUCCCUAGUAUAUCUACCAUUAUAACUAACAAAAGAAGGUUUGCCUUGUACUUGCAUGACUUUUAGGCAGAUUACAGCAUGUCAGUGUGAAAUUCUGCAACAAAGUGUUGUAUUUACAAUAAGUUGCCAAGUUUUUUGUGUAAUAGAACAAUUCACUUUAGCUAAUUCACUAAUUAAUCAACAUUUAUGAUGGAAAUAUAUUUAAAAUGUUCUAACUUAAGUAUGAAAGUUACAAAGUGCUUAACAGAAAAAUGAUUACUGUUUGUACCUGAUGUGACAUUCCAGAGCCAAGCACAUUGUAGGAAUGUACUGUACUCAUGUCUUGGUUAGCUCUGCACAGAUUUAACUGGUGCCUUUGUAUUCUCUGUAAAAAAUGGAAAGGCAGAUUAAAUUACUGUUUUGUCAGACCCCA
Sander lucioperca (pikeperch) is the source of this 2021-nucleotide messenger RNA. It is a transcript of the gene aqp11, whose product is annotated as aquaporin 11. The record is from RefSeq and is a predicted model, not a curated record. Gene Ontology annotation, molecular function: channel activity. Lineage: Eukaryota; Metazoa; Chordata; Actinopteri; Perciformes; Percidae. The coding region runs from base 380 to 1195 and encodes 271 amino acids. The transcript has 3 exons. Gene Ontology annotation, cellular component: cytoplasm; membrane. Gene Ontology annotation, biological process: transmembrane transport.